Boeremia exigua is the source of this 3157-nucleotide messenger RNA. RefSeq names its product fork head domain-containing protein. The transcript is spliced from 3 exons. The record is from RefSeq and is a predicted model, not a curated record. Lineage: Eukaryota; Fungi; Ascomycota; Dothideomycetes; Pleosporales; Didymellaceae. Gene Ontology annotation, molecular function: RNA polymerase II cis-regulatory region sequence-specific DNA binding; protein binding; DNA-binding transcription factor activity, RNA polymerase II-specific. Bases 305 to 2785 code for a protein of 826 amino acids. Gene Ontology annotation, biological process: regulation of transcription by RNA polymerase II.
GGGGACCGGUGCGGCUGCUGGGAGCUGAGCAGGCGCAGUCCACUCAGAAUGCGCCCAGUAUGUUCGCGGGCAUGCGCGACCGGCCGCCGGGAGUCGCAUUGCCUGUGUAAUAUUGCGACGCCCUCUGGUUGGUAGCGACCACCUGCGAUAUAAGACCCUCAGCAACGGCGACUGGCCAACUGGCCCUGGUUCGGCUGGAUCGCUGGACCCUACCUACCACGGCUACCAGCAGCGCAACAAACAGCAAACAUUCAUAAACGCCCACGAUCGCUAAUCUUCUCUCCAGCGCCCGCGCAUAUGCAAGAUGCCGCCACGCGUAGGCCUCCGUUCCCGCCGGGAGCCCGAUGCUCAACCGCAGUCUGACGCCGACUCCAUAGCCACGCCCUCGCGGAAGCGCAGACGCCUCAACGGUAAUGAACCCACCGCCGUCGCUGCCGACCCGCCACGCACCCGCAUCACCGAGUCUGUUGCCAGCAACGACAGCAACACCACACUCCCGAAUGCUGACGACGAAGACCCCGUGGAGCGCCAGAACCGCAUUAUUGCCGCUCUCGGCAUUCCCUCAAACUACACGCCGAACGCCGCCAUCGACUAUGCCAACGACCUGCAAGCCCGCAAGAACCAGGGCCACAACAUCGCCGCCUUCGCCAAGAUAGCAGCUCGGGACUGGUGCUUCUUCGUCCAGGAGACGCGCAUUCUCGUGGGGCGUGCUGACUCGGCCAUCCGCCCCCAGCCGCCCAGCUCGCAGGCAGACAUCCCCGGACACCCCCAGAGCGAGGCCCAGUCUGUCUCCAACUGGGGAGUGCACAUCGACUUGGGGCCCGAACGCCAGGUUUCGCGCAUACAUGCCGAGAUCUAUUUCGAUUCUGCCGAUCAGAACUGGUACAUCAUAGUCAAUAGCCGCAACGGUCUCAAGCUGGAUGACGUGCACGUUACAAAGGGCCAGGUGGAGAUGCUGCAUUCCGGUAUCUGCAUUAGCAUCAUGGGUACUCAGAUGCUGUUCCUGCUCGCCAAUCAAGAGGACCACUUUCAUCCAAUGCUUCUGCGACAGGCGAACGGAGAGGAGGCUGGCGAGUCCGACAACGACGGUAACCCACCUUCGAGAUCGCACCAGAACAUUCCCCCCAGCGGACCCACUCCCAAGCGCGAGCAAUACGAUCCGUUCCCGCCGUCUUCGCACCCACGAAACCGCGAGAUUAAGCACCAGUCGUCGCAGGCUUACUACAAUCAGAUGGCGUCUACUCCAGGCCGCCCACCUCCAGGAACGCCUCUGACGUUUCAGCCAGGUACCGGUCCUCGCAGCAAAGGUUCUCCUGCCAUCUUCUCCCGUGGUGUCAUGAUCGACUCGACUGACGAAGUUGAUUACAGCCAUGACCAGGCCAAGGAUAUCAAGCCACCCUACAGUUAUGCACAAUUGAUUGGGCAGGCCAUUCUGAGCAACGACGAGGAGAUGCUGACUUUGGCGAACAUAUAUGACUAUAUCAAGUCGCGGUACGCUUUCUUCCGUUUCACUAAUGGCGGCUGGCAAAACAGUAUCCGCCAUAAUUUGUCUCUGAAUAAAUCUUUUGAGAAGGUUGCGCGCCGAACAGACGAGCCUGGCAAGGGAAUGAAGUGGAAGAUUGCCGAUGCAGAACGUGAGGAAUUCAUCAGGAAGCAACUGCUCAACCCCCGCAAGGGCGGUGGAAUAGCCAUUGGAUUUCGCCCUGAUGGUUCUGGACCCAGCUCGCCUGCACUAGGAAACCCAUCUCAAGCCACAGAACGGCUGGUUGGUGCACUCGACCGGGAUCACAGGCAGCAAGGCACUCGCUUAAAGUCCCCUCCUCGCUCUGCAACUCCACCUCUGUCAUCAGUUCCUGCGCCUAACGAAUCGUAUACCCCUGAUCGCGGCUCUCGCCCUUUCGGUGCACUGAAGCAAUCGCCCAACAUCCGCGAAAUAAACCACUUUGUCACACCUGCUAAGCGCCUCGUGUAUGGUGGGAAUGACAGUCGUCAUCCACCGUACAUCAAGACUGAAGAGCCCAGAUCGCACCUUGAGUCAUCGCCUGGCGUUGAUCCUGUAAAGCCCAUGGUGCAAGGUCUUGGGUUGACUGGCUUGAAGAGCGAAGCAGCAAACUCGCCGCCUACCCUGUAUUCCGACGCGACAACAAGCAACAAUCAGGGAAACCAUGAUGCCGGUCGAAUGAACAAUGCUCUCGUCACGCCGCUCGUCACUCGUCAUGCCCCUCGUCUCGCCCCUCCUAGCACCGCUCAAAUGCCCAGUCAGUACAUGAACUUCUCUAGUCCUGCUCCUUUCUGGAAAUUUGUGGACUUGCCCAGCACCCCUGCCAAGUUCCCAAUCGAGUUCAGCCCGACCAAGAUGCAUCUCGAUGACAAGGAUAAUGAAGAGGACCUGCAGCCCAGCUCGCCUCCGAUGUUGCCUGAUGAAGAAGAAGAAGACGAGGAGGAAGAAGAGCACAGCGCUGAGCUUGAGGACCAAGAUGUGUCUGACGACAAGCCUGGCGAUGAUGAAGAUGUUGGGGCGGAGAGCCCAAGCCGCACUGUCAGUCGACCAGUGAGUCGGCGCGAUCUCGGUGGAAGCCAGCGCAGCAGGAGCAACUCAAACGUUAAUGUGCUCGGCCCCAGCGGGCUGGGUGGUAUGGUCAGAGGCGCGAGUCUGACAAGUUUCGAGGAGCAAGAUGAGCCGGAGGAAGAGAGCUAUGAUCUGUCAAAGGGCUUUCAGAAGAUCGGCUCGUUUCACCAUAGCAUGGCGCAGGCCCACGGUGUUGUUGGCCGCUCCGGUAUUUAGGAAUACAACAGCAGACGGCAGAUGUAUUGUAAUGGCGAGUCCUUGGAACAAGGACGAGACUGCGUGGAUGAGAGCAUAUCGAAUAUGCAGCCAAGGGACUCAGAGUAAUGGCAACGAGCCAGUAAAAGUACAAAGGGUAUAUUCCUUAAGGGAAUAUUAUUCGACGGACUGUAAUGGGUAAGAGGGGGGAAUCCGACGAUGCACGGCCUGUUGUAUACUCUUCGAGUUCAUGGUUCACAGUAUGGCGCAACAGGAUAGUACGAUUGUUUAUGAUGUCACGAUAUUCGACGAUAUGGCUGUAUACACCUUCAAUGGCGCACUGCACAGCACGGGCCUGAGGGGGAACAAAUAAGUUAUCUGAAAUUCACUGCA